Messenger RNA from Sungouiella intermedia, 1155 nucleotides. Lineage: Eukaryota; Fungi; Ascomycota; Pichiomycetes; Serinales; Metschnikowiaceae. The record is from the annotation of a GenBank genome assembly.
AUGUCAGUCCCAGAGAAUGGAGCCAGCCUUUUGACGGCAUUGGCCGCAGGAUGUUCCGCUUCGGGAUUCUCAGCCUUCCUCACCUUCCCCUUGGACUUCUUGAAGACAAACCAGCAGCUCAGCAAUAAUGCAGGGCUAAUGAAGUACCAUGUCAAUCAGAACAUCUCCAGCAUAAGUCACAUCAUGACCGGCUCGAGCGCAUUGGUUGCUGGGGCCGUCAUCAAGAACUUUGCUCGAAUAGUAUCUUACGAUUGGGCGUCCAACUUCAUGGCAAUCGACAAUCUGCUGGAUAAGAAGAAAACCAGUGCUCCAAGAGUGGUGAUUGCUGGGGCCAUGUCGGGCUUCAUGGAGACGAUUUGGAUAGUUCCCUUUGAGAGAAUCAAGACCACCAUGAUCCAAAAUAGACUUUUGGUAGCAGAGAUUGCGGGAAAUCCUGAUAAGAAUGUGGAUAUCACGGGUUCCAAGUUAGAGAAAUCCCAUAAACCAGUGGUUUUGUCGAAACACUAUAUUUCGCCUCACGCAUAUUACACCUCUGAGCUUAUCAAACAGUUGAAAGCUGGUAAGGGACCUUCCAAGUUUCAACACCAUCACUACCGUCAUGCUCAUCCUGGAGGUGUUGGAGGAGGCAUCGAUGCUUUGAAAGUGGAGUUCAACAAGACUCCAGCAUUGACGCUUGUCAAGACAGCUCGCCAAAUGUAUGCCCUUGAAGGUAUUCAUGCAUUUACAGCAGGUACUAUGAUCACGUUUGCUAGACAAAUCGCAACCUCUGCUGCAUGGUUUUCUACAUACAAUGCUACUCGCCAGUUAAUUGACCCCCAUGGGAAGUCCAAGGAACCCAGGUGGUUCUCACUCAAUAUCGGAACAAUGCAACAAACCUUCUUGUACAUCGUUUCAGCAGGUGCUGUCGUUGCAUUGACCCAGCCGCUUGAUGUGAUCAAAUCUCAUAUUCAGCUGAAAAACGGAAAGCUACUCUACAGGGACUCGCUUUCCACGGCAUACAACCUUGUGGCCAAACGCGGAGUCAUGCUGCUUUUCGCCGGUGCUCUUCCUCGUGGUUUCAAAAUUGCGUUCCACGGCUCACUCACCGCGUUGAUGUACGGUAAUUUCGAGUCAGCCAUCAAUACGUUGGGUAAUAAAUCAGUGUUCACCGACUGA